Molecule: messenger RNA, 660 nt
Organism: Camponotus floridanus (Florida carpenter ant)
Lineage: Eukaryota; Metazoa; Arthropoda; Insecta; Hymenoptera; Formicidae
Product: general odorant-binding protein 56a
Exons: 5
Coding region: 5-511 (168 amino acids)
Biological process (GO): sensory perception of smell
Molecular function (GO): odorant binding
Source: RefSeq, a predicted model, not a curated record
CGUCAUGGCGUCAUCUCAACCUAUAAAAACUCAGAACAUCUCGGGAAUAUUCAGUAACUACUUGAUCGUAAACCUAGUCUUCAUCGCGAAGGAGAAACAAAACUCGAAUAUGAAGGCAGUUAUUGUUGUAUUUGCCGUUACCAUUGUUGCUGUCUUGGGUGGAAUCACAGAUGAACAAAAAGCAAAACUGAAGCAAUACAAAGAAUCUUGUAUCAUAGAAUCUGGCGUUGAUCCAAUUGUCGUAGAAAAUGCGAAAAAUGGACAAGUAGCUGAAGGAGAUGAAAAACUCGCCUGCUUCGGUAAUUGCAUCUUAAAGAAACUUGGAAUUAUAAAUGCGAAUGGAGACAUUGACUGGGAAGUAGCUCGUUCAAAAGUACCUCCCGGUAUAUCACAAGAACAAAUCGAUCACGUAUACAAUAAAUGUCAAAACGUUGCUGGAAGUGGUUGCGAAAAAGGAGCCAAUCUGUUGAAAUGUUUCAAGGAGAACAAAAAUUUUGCUGUUUUAUCAUAAACGGAUGAAAUUAAACAUUGCGAGAUUUAAUCUGAUCUAUAAUUAAAUUUAUCUUUAUUUUAGAUGAUAUAAUAAAAAUGUUAUCUUUUAUAGCAUUUAUAUUGAUGUAAACUUGUUAGGGAAGAAAUAAAUGAAUAAUUUUAGUUCAA